UUGGGCGAAGGCAGCGGCUUUUUUGUCUAUCGCUGCACUUGCUUUGCAAGCAGUCGGUUAUGGAACAAAUUACUGGAUGGCGAGAUAUACAGUGCGCGACAAGGUGAACAUUGGCGUAGGGUUGUGGAAAAUGACUGACUGUUCCGGGUCCUAUAACGCUCCGUGUACAGACUCGGAUAUUCCUACCAAUUACCUGAACAAUACGGUGACUAUAGUUCGAGCCUUAGAGGCCAUCACAUUGGCCCUGAUAUUUAUCUGCGCAGUUUGUCUGAUUUUCUACGUUGGCUCCCGCCGUUCCCGGACUUUCGGCAUGGCCGUGACCUUGAUUAUUAUGCUUUUCAUCACUGCUGCCUUAGGUAUAGCCGGUAUGGCUGUUUGGGUAGUACAAAUCCCAGAGUUUCACUAUCCCAGCUGGUCGUUCGGUCUAACCGUGGUUGCCAUCACGUUAAUCAUCACUGCUGCUGUUACACUGAUUCCAGAUAUCAUAGAAAACAACUACAGAGACUUGUUGAAGGUUGGUGGUCACUAUGACAACCUGGCUGUGACGUCAGAGGAAGGCAAACCAAUGACGGCGGGUGGAGCCGGGGAUUUCCGCGACGACGUAAAGCCGAUUAUUGAAUCACAGGGGCCAAAGGGAGCACCCAUGUUUCAGUAUCUGAACUAUGAUAAACGAAAGAACUUAACGCACAUGCAUUUAGCCCCGUUUUUCCAAACGAGGCUCAUAUAUUUUGUAUGUGAGGUAUUCGUUUACAUGCGCAUUAAUUUUUCUGAUCUAACAUGUGAAAUGCCGUUUUGCGGACCGGCGUCAACAUUGUCAAAAGUUGCGAUGGUGUUGUCCUUCGUCAUUCUGAUUUUACACACCUCUGGCUAUGCAACUAACUACUGGAUGAUCCGAUAUACUGCUCGUGAAGACUUGGACGUUGGGUUCGGCUUAUGGAGAAUGUCCAACUGUUCUGGAUAUAACACCACCACGUGUGCACAGUCGGGGCUCCCAGCAAAUUAUUUAAACACGAAGGUGACUGCAGUGCGUGUCAUGGAGACCGUCGUUUUGGCGCUUAUAAUUGCGUGCGCUAUCUGUCUCGCACUCUUCGUAGCCCGACGGAAAUCUCGUACCAGAGGGAUGGUCACUGCGGUCAUGACAAUAUUCGUUCUCGCAGCACUUGUGGGCGUGGCCAGUAAGGCAGUGUGGGUCGUCCAAAGCCCCACCCACCACUACCCGGGCUGGUCGUUCGGUCUCACCGUUUUCGCCAUAACUCUCAACUUCACUGUUGCCGCCAUACUUAUCCCCGAUGUCCGGCAAUACGACUACAAAGAUUUGCUGGAGGGUGGUGGAUACUACGACAACAUUGAGGUGGAGCAAGAAGACCGGAAGUCGAUGUCAGCGGGAGGCGUGACUGGAGCCGGGAUUCAGGCUGCGGAUUACAGGGACGAAGCGAGGCCCGUGAUUGAAACACAGGGACCAAAGGGAGCACCCGUGUUCCAGUAUCUGCCCUACGACAAACACAGGAAGAUGGGUGGAUUUUAAAUUGAAUACCAUAAUGCAUAAGGCAUGUUUAAACUGUUCAUGUUUUCUUCUAUUGUAUGCAAUUAUUGAAACUCGUUUUACAUAUAUGGCUUUGUGUCAUUUAAAUAUUGAAUGUCAAGUUCUUAAUACGCCACAGCACUUAUAUGUGUUAUGCUAUAAAUAAAGUUAUUGUCCAAAUUAGAUUUGCAUUGAA
Dreissena polymorpha is the source of this 1718-nucleotide messenger RNA. RefSeq lists its product as uncharacterized. The record is from RefSeq and is a predicted model, not a curated record. The transcript is spliced from 11 exons. Gene Ontology annotation, cellular component: plasma membrane. Lineage: Eukaryota; Metazoa; Mollusca; Bivalvia; Myida; Dreissenidae. The coding region runs from base 77 to 1525 and encodes 482 amino acids.